Molecule: messenger RNA, 3111 nt
Organism: Neopsephotus bourkii (Bourke's parrot)
Lineage: Eukaryota; Metazoa; Chordata; Aves; Psittaciformes; Psittacidae
Gene: ITIH4
Product: inter-alpha-trypsin inhibitor heavy chain 4
Biological process (GO): hyaluronan metabolic process
Molecular function (GO): serine-type endopeptidase inhibitor activity
Source: RefSeq, a predicted model, not a curated record
UAUCCCCAAGCACAGGUUACUCAUUAACUGAUUAAGCCCAACCGAGUUUUCAUUUGAAAAUCUGGUCUUUCCAAAAUGGAGGAGAGAACAUUGCUCGCAUUGAUGGUCUUUUCCUCACUCAUAGUAUUAGCAGAAGCUAUUGCUCAAAAGCAUGGUAUUGAAAUCUACAGCCUCCACAUGGACUGUAAGGUCACAUCACGAUUCGCUCACACCCUCAUCACCAGCAAAAUUGUCAACCGAGCUAAUGAGUCCAGAGAGGCCACCUUUGAAGUGGAGUUACCCAAGACAGCCUUCAUCACCAACUUCUCCAUGUCCAUCGAUGGUAAAGUAUACCCAGGAAUAAUAAAGGAAAAAGCUUCUGCUCAAAAGGAGUAUAACACUGCAGUCUCACAUGGGCAGAGUGCCGGCCUUGUCAAAAUCACAGGCAGAAAGCUGGAGCAGUUUCAUGUGUCUGUCAGCAUCGCAGCUGCCAGCAAAGUCACUUUUGAGCUGACAUAUGAGGAGCUGUUGAAGCGGCAGCUGGGGAAUUUCGAGCUGCUCAUCAAGGUCCGACCGAAGCAGCUUGUGAAGCACUUCCAGAUUGAUGUGCACAUCUUCGAGCCACAGGGCAUACGCUUCUUGGAGACAGACAGCACGUUCAUGACAAAUGAGUUAACUAAGGUGCUCACCAAAGUGCAGAACGAAACCAAGGCUCGUAUUUUAUUUAAGCCAACUGUAGAUGAACAGAAGAUAAAUCCUGAAUUUGAUGAAACCCUCCUCAAUGGUGAUUUUGUUGUGCGUUAUGAUGUUAAGAGAGAUGCCACUGCAGGUGAUAUACAGAUUGUCAAUGGGUAUUUUGUGCAUUACUUUGCACCCCAAGAAAUGCCAGUGUUUCCCAGAAAUGUCGUCUUCAUUAUAGAUCGAAGUGGCUCCAUGGCAGGCAGAAAAAUUGAACAGACUAGGGAUGCCCUGCUGAAGAUUUUACAAGACCUCCGCCCAGAAGAUCGUUUCAGCUUUAUCACCUUUAACAGCAAAGUGGUGGAGUGGAAGACCUCUUUGCUGCCAGCCACUGCAGAGAACGUGGCAAGUGCUGCAGGAUUUGUGCAAACCCUUUCUGCUAGUGGAGGCACAGAUAUCAAUCAUGCCCUGCUGACUGCUGUGAGUGGGCUGGAGAAAACUGAGGGGCUGCCGGAACGGAGUGUCUCCAUGAUAAUUUUGCUGACGGAUGGCUAGCCCACUUCUGGUGAGAGUAAUGUGGAAGUUAUUGAAGAAAACAUUCAGAAAGCAGUCAAUGGGAAAUAUGCGCUCUUCUGUCUUGGCUUCGGGUUUGAUGUCAGCUAUAAGUUCCUGGAGAAAAUGGCCCUAAGCAAUGGGGGGAUAGCACGUCGUAUAUAUGAAAAUGCUGAUGCAGCCUUGCAGCUCCAGGGAUUUUAUCAAGAGGUGGCUACCCCAAUAUUAAAGCAAAUUGAAAUGCAGUAUCCAGGAAAUGCCAUUGAGGGAUUAACAAAGAAUGAUUUCAAGCUGGUUUUUGAAGGAUCUGAAAUUGUUGUAUCUGGAAAAAUUAGCAAUGAGCUUGAUCUUUUUCCAGUAGAAAUUAAAGCUCAGUCACAUUCUAGUGACUUGACUCUUAAGGAAGAAGCAAAUGUCAAAGAGAAGGAGCAAGUAUUUCAAAAUCAAAGUUACAUCUUUGGAAAUUUCAUAGAGAGACUGUGGGCUUACUUAACCAUUCAGCAGCUGCUGGAAAAAUCUAUUUCAGCACAAGAAGAGGACCAGAAAAGCCUGGAGGCUCAAACAUUAGAGCUGUCUCUGCGGUAACCCCUCACUUCCAUGGUGGUCACCAAACCAGCUGACCAAGAGCAGAGAGGCCUGGCAAACAAACCCACUGAAGCUGAUAAUGAGAAGUGCAACAGUGUUCCAGUAGGAGAUGCUUACAAACUGAGGAGUGCAUCACUUCCUGGUCAAUGGUGCUCUGAGCCCCAGUCUGGCGGCAACAAGAAGCUGUUGUCAGUAGUUGCCAGGCAAAGAAAAACAAUGAGAGCACAACCUGUUGUCAAUGUACAUUCACAGCUUCUCUUCCAAUUACCCAAACAAAAUGAAAUAGUCUGUUUAAAUACUGAUGGAAAAGCCCAGCCCUCUGUCAACCUGCUCUCAGAUCCGGAGCAAGGACUCACUCUGAUGGGGAAACUUGGAGACAGAACAAAUCACUUUGUGCAGUUUGAAAUCAACUAUGUGAAUCCCCCUGCCCAAAUCCACGUCUCUACAGAUGCAAUUGUCCUGCGCCACAAUAAUGAGAGCAGAGCACUCGGCUGCUGGACAGAGUUGGCCACCUCCACCAUCCAGGGGCUGAGCAUCUCGGUUGAAAAGGAAAGGAGCGUUACAGCAUCAUUGUCUGAUACAGUCACGGUAAAAAUUUCCCUUAUAAAGUUUCCAGAGGAUUUCCUUGGGCUGCAUUUCCUGAACACUGACCAUUUUUCUGACAAAGUCAGCGGAGCUCUGGGUCAACUUUAUUCAAAAGCACAAUUUGAGAGUAAUUCCAACAUGAAUCAGAGAGCUGACGAAAGACUCCUCAGUGGACUUCAGCAAGGCUUUAGACACUGUCUCCCUUGGCAUCCCCCUGGGCAAGCUCAGGAAGUGCUGGCUGGACAAGCAGAUGAUGAGGUGGAUUGAGAGCUGCCUGAAUGGCAGUACAAGAACGAUUAGAGCCUUGAGUCGGCCAGUGAACCUGUUUCCUGCUGGUCAAUAGAUCUAACUCCCUAGAAAAGAGUAUUCUGGGAAAGAAAACUAUGCAAAUGAUGCUCUUCCAAAUACUUUUUCUCAUCAAGAAAACCACACAGUUAAAGCCUUACCUGUUACUGCAUACAAAUGUCACAAAUCUUUUACCUUGAAAUAAUUACGCUUUCAAGAUGAGAAUGCGCUUGCUUGUUAUUUUAAACUGGUUCAUAAUACUCAAUGGGAUUAUGUUGCUGAAGAUUUAUGUGAAUGGACUGAAUAAAAUCAUCAGCUCUCAGUCUGAUAUGAACACAUGGACUUAGGUUUCCAACUAAAAACAAGUAGUGGCAUCACCCAGCCCAACAAUUUGUCAAAUAAAUCCACAAAUAUGUCAUGCAGACAGUAAUAGAUUUCUAAAACAUA